Molecule: messenger RNA, 1689 nt
Organism: Fonsecaea nubica
Lineage: Eukaryota; Fungi; Ascomycota; Eurotiomycetes; Chaetothyriales; Herpotrichiellaceae
Exons: 1
Coding region: 1-1689 (562 amino acids)
Source: RefSeq, a predicted model, not a curated record
AUGAUGAUGGUGCCUCGGGCCUUCGCCCACAACCCACUGGCGCAGAGGCAACAAUAUAUCGACUUCAAUGAGAAAGAGAAGGACAGGUUAUCAUCCCGAAGGCAACCGCGAGACACCUCCCCUCGACCACCUCCAGCCCGUUCAGCGCUCACUCAGGGCCUUUCUCAAGAGCUAUCUGAUUCCCCCCUCAGACCCUCUUCAGACCCGGUCAAGAUACCUGUACGGACAGCAGAGAGUCGACCCCGCAUUACACCUCGACAACCGGUCGACUCCUCUCAAUCUUUGAGACAUUUCUCACCUUCAGCGGCCACUUCUCACUCACUGGAAAUUCCACGGCGGAAACACUCAGCCCAAGAGAUCUUGACAUCAACAACUAUCCCCGUUCGACGAAAGCCAAAGCAGAGGCCGAGUCAACGCCUGCCAGACUGUGACUAUGUUGCAGACUUCAGUAAGCUGUUAAGGGAUGAUGUCCCGCCCAGCACUGAUGGGAGUCUCUCGAGCAGCUGGACAAACCCACAAUUCGAAGGACUGUUUGGCAACAUCGAUGGCCUUGUUGGAGGGCAUAUGAUUGUGGGGAAUGAAAGUCUUGACCCUGGUAUCCUAUCCGCCAGAUCACUCUCGACUGAGUCGAUGCCUUCGCUAUCUUCCCCCGACGACUUCAGCAGUCUUUCACCCGCAACUCUCAGAUCUCCUUCUGACCAGCGAUUGCGACAGAUGGCGAGUUCGGAGGAUUGCAGCAACGAGCAUCCCCUUCUAGCCAAGGACGAGGAUGAGGACUUUAGCGGAGCAUCGACGCCAGAACUUUUCAUUUCACCGCCGACAAAGAUGAGACGAAGGCAAAUCGUCCCCAAUAAGAGACAGAGCUCGUUCAAAUCGAGUCUGACGGCAUCCCUUAAAGCUCUCAAGUCUGCAGCCCAAAGCGUGUCCGAUCUGACGAGCCAGCCUCCACUGGUACGACCAGACGAGUUCCUAACAAGAUCUAUUUUUGAGUUCAGACCCUCCCUUACCGAUGACCGACGCCCUCCACCUUCAGACGAACCCCCUUCAGCGGCGCUGAGGAGAUAUCUGAAUCCCAGAACCUUCGUCCCUCCUGAUUCUCCCGCCCAACUGCAUUUCUGGGUCGAGGAAAGACCUGUUGCAACCUCAUCGUCUGCUUCCGACACUCGGCCCAAGCUCAAGAUCAAGAAGAAGUAUAGAAACCAGAGAGCCCUUUCCUCUCCCGCAAACGAAACGGCCCCCUUCGUAGCGUCCAAGAGCCCUGUGUCCCAACUUCCACCUAUGGUCCAACUGGCGACGUGUAUCCCUUCGACCAUCCGCACCGCACACGCUUCUAGCCCACCAACUUGGCUCGAACCCGACGGCACCCCGAGCAACAAGUUCCGCGCCGCGCAGACCCUGUGGGCUGACCCUGAAAACGGCCUAGAGGAAGGUCAACCGCGGUCACGCGAGCCUCGGGAGAAUCGGGAUUUCCUUCGAGUUUUUGUAUGUGAGAUGAACAUGCGAAAGAAUGGGAAGUUGAGCGAGGAUGCGGUGGGCCAUGCGAAGUUGUGGUUGCCACCGGUUGAUGAGGCACCGAAGGGCAAAGACAAGGACGCAGACGACACGAACAGGCACAAGGUCGAAAAGGGCAAGAGGAGAAAGAUAGACGCCAGGGAAAGAUGGAGGAGUUGGUCGAUUGAAGACUUGUAA